Messenger RNA from Arabis nemorensis, 522 nucleotides. NCBI's taxonomy places the organism in Eukaryota, Viridiplantae, Streptophyta, Magnoliopsida, Brassicales, Brassicaceae. The record is from the annotation of a GenBank genome assembly.
AUGGCGAGCGAAAAUCCUGAUGUCGUUGUCGUAGCUCCGGUGGUGGAAAAUGGCGAAUCUUCCAAUGGAAAAGAGGAACAAUUGGAAUCAGAGCUUUCGAAGAAGCUUGUGAUUGGUGACUCCGACGGUGUUUCUUUCGAGGUAGAAGAACCGGUGGCUCGCCAAUUUCAGAUCGUAGCACACAUGAUCGAAGACGAUUGCGCCGGAAAAACAAUCCCUAUUGCAAACGUUACCGGUAACAUCCUCUCGAAAGCGAUCCAGUACUGUGAAAAGCAUGUCGAAGAAGAAGGUGGUGAGUUUAUGAAACCACAUGAAAAAGAUAUGGAUAUGGUUUUUCAACUUAUUCUCGCUGCUAAUUACCUCAGCAUCAAAGGGUUUCUCGAUCUCACUUGUAGGACUGCCGCGAAUUACAUCAAAGACAAAAAACCUGAAGAAGUGCGUAAGAUUUUCAACAUUGAGAACGAUUUCACACCUGAAGAAGAAGCAGAGAUUCUCAAAGAGAACGAAUGGCCUUUUCAAUGA